This is a messenger RNA of Staurois parvus, 405 nucleotides long. Lineage: Eukaryota; Metazoa; Chordata; Amphibia; Anura; Ranidae. The record is from the annotation of a GenBank genome assembly.
AUUACUUGCCUAUCCUUCAACAGUCCAAGGUACACUAUAUUACCAAAUGCAUUGGGACACCCCUCCAAAUCAUUGGAUUCACGUAUACCAAUCACCUCCAUGGCUACAGGCAUGCAGACUUCUACAAAUAUUUGUGAAAGAAUGAAUCGCUCUCAGGAGCUCAGUGAAUUCAAGCGUGGUACAGUGAUAGGUUGCCACCUGUGCAAUAAGUCCAUAAGUGAAAUUUCCUUGCUACUAAAUAUUCCACGGUCAACUGUUGGUGGUAUUAUAACAAAGUGGAAGCAACUGGGAACAACAGCAACUCAGCCACAAAGUGGUAGGCCACACGUAAAAAAUGACAGAUCGGGGUCAGUGCAUGCUGAAGCACACAGUGUGCAGAAGUCGCCAUCUUUCUGCAGAGUCAAU